Molecule: messenger RNA, 1239 nt
Organism: Vicia villosa (hairy vetch)
Lineage: Eukaryota; Viridiplantae; Streptophyta; Magnoliopsida; Fabales; Fabaceae
Product: probable pectinesterase/pectinesterase inhibitor 44
Exons: 2
Coding region: 32-1093 (353 amino acids)
Biological process (GO): cell wall modification
Molecular function (GO): pectinesterase activity; pectinesterase inhibitor activity
Source: RefSeq, a predicted model, not a curated record
GAGCAUUUUUACAAACUAAAACAUUGCAGCAAUGGCUUCCAUUCACAUUCACAUUGUCACCAUACUUCUUCUCUUUGCCACUACAUGUCAUGCUGUUGAUUCCGAGGAUGUUUCAUUGCAUGACUUUCGUGUUCCUGACGUUGUAGUUGCUGCAGAUGGAACCGGAAACUUUACAAGAGUGAUUGAUGCGCUACUGUCAGCACCUAUUCGCAGCAAGAUACGUUACGUCAUACACGUCAAGAAGGGGAUUUAUAAUGAACAUGUUAUUGUUCUUGAAGAAAAAUGGAACAUCGUUAUGGUUGGCGAUGGCAUGGAUGCCACAAUUAUCACUGGUAGUUUGAGUGUGAAGCAUGACCACUUGAGCACCCCCGAAACAGCUACCUUUACUGUUUCAGGCAAUGGAUUUAUUGCACAAGAUAUGUCAUUUGAGAACACUGCAGGGGCUCUAAACGGCCAAGCUGUGGCAUUAUAUUCAACCUCAGACAAAUCUGUCUUUUAUCGAUGUGGAAUUUCCGGCUACCAAGACAGUUUGUUAGCUGACUCCGGUCGUCAAUACUAUAGGGAAUGUAGAAUCCGCGGAAGUGCGGAUUAUAUAUUUGGGAGAGCCGCCGUGGUGUUUCAAUACUGUCAAAUAUUGGUUAAAAAAGGGUCAACCAACCAAAAUCCCAUCACGGCCCAGGGUGGACCACACGAUAAGCAAACUACUUUUGGUUUCACAUUCCAGUUUUGCAACAUCUCGGCCGAUUUGGAUCUUAUUCCCUUCCUUAACUCGACUCGUAGUUAUCUCGGACGACCAUGGAUGAAUUACUCCAAAGUCAUCUUUAUGGAAUGUCACAUAAGUGAGGUGAUAGAUGGUGAGGGAUGGCUCAAGUGGGGUGGCACCGACCAAGCACAAGAUACACUUUACUAUGCUGAAUAUAAAAAUUAUGGCUUAGGAGCCGGAGUAAAGAAUCGAGUUAAAUGGCCAGGGUACCAUGCUCUUAUUUAUCCUAAACAGGCUUUAAACUUCACGGUUGCUCAUUUGAUUUCUGGAUAUUAUUGGUUACCAUCCACCGGUGUACCUUUUACUCCUUACUUUGGAAGUGGAAAAUGAGAAGCGGUUGCAGAAAAACAUAACUAUAUCUAUGUAGUAUUUCCUUUCAUUAAUUAGGUUCUAGUUCAUCAUUUAUAGUACAAGUGUUAAAGUUUGAAGAUUAAUUAUGCAAUUACAAUUGCUAUAUAGUUUAAGUAUUAGAGUUU